Messenger RNA from Pararge aegeria (speckled wood butterfly), 3069 nucleotides. RefSeq lists its product as uncharacterized. The record is from RefSeq and is a predicted model, not a curated record. Gene Ontology annotation, cellular component: cytoplasmic microtubule; endoplasmic reticulum membrane; endoplasmic reticulum tubular network. NCBI's taxonomy places the organism in Eukaryota, Metazoa, Arthropoda, Insecta, Lepidoptera, Nymphalidae. Gene Ontology annotation, biological process: endoplasmic reticulum tubular network organization. The transcript is spliced from 9 exons. Gene Ontology annotation, molecular function: microtubule binding. The coding region runs from base 18 to 2948 and encodes 976 amino acids.
AUGCGCAGCCCGUAUCCAUGGAGGCAGGUCGCGCGCGUAACCGUGACGACAACCCCAGUUUACCGACUCUGAGCCCCGGACUGACCAGCGUUCGGCACAUUGUCACCAAACUCGAAGCUGAAUACGCUCGUGCCGUGGCAACCAACGCUACUGGCAACGAAAUUGUCAAAUACAAAGCCAAUGAAGACAACGAUUACUAUAACUACCCUUUCGAUUCGAAAGUGCACGUGUUCAAUAGAUUCGUUGUCAACUGUUUAGUGGCAUUCAGCAAAUGCAUACCUAGUGUUACAUUCGCGAAUUUCGGUUUCAUCGCCGUGACUACGGGCUUGUUUGCCCCGAGGAUGAUAUCUUAUUUGGUACUGUAUCCGUUUUGCAGAUUGGUAUUUGGAACUCUCUACCCGGCGUAUGCUUCAUAUAAAGCUGUGCGGACGAAGAACCUAAAAGAAUACGUAAAAUGGAUGAUGUACUGGAUCGUUUUCGCAUUGUUCACAUGCACCGAGACUUUCACCGAUGUUUUCCUCUCGUGGUUCCCAUUCUACUACGAGGUGAAGAUAGUGCUCGUGCUAUGGCUGCUGUCUCCAGCUACGAAGGGUUCCUCGAUUCUCUACAGAAAGUUUGUUCAUCCCGCGCUAUGCAGGCGAGAACAGGAGAUCGAUGAGUACAUAGCGAAAGCCAAAGACCAGGGUUACCACACGGUGCUCAAUUUGGGCACCAAAGGCGUCAACUAUGCCACCACUGUUAUUAUGCAAACUGCUAUCAAAAACUUCAAUCUACCGAGUCCCGUGCAAGAUGAGGGUAGACGGGCGAUACAGAGUCGUGACGUCACCGAUUAUCCCGACUAUGAAGAUAUUGAAUACCAGAACACGGACAAUUUGCCUGGUAUCGUGGAAAUAGUGGAACUCGAUCACGAUGACAAUCAAGACUUGCGCAUGGCCGAAGGAGAUGUCAACGAUCCCGAUUACGAUCCAGACAACACGUCAGCCCGCAGUCGCGGUAACGUCGUACGUAAACGGAAACCCGUGAAGGAGAAACGACCCAGGAGCCGAUCUAGGGGACGUCGCACCAGGAGCCAAACUGCUGUGGACAAAGACAAACCAGCAGUGAUGGGUGGCGGCGGCUUGGUCCAGCAGCUACGUAAGAGCUACAGCCUCUCCGACCUGAGCGAGUGCGAACCGAGAGAAGAGCGCGGCGCAGAUGAAGCAGACGACGUACUCGCCGAACCGAGACUCAUUCGACGAGUUGUUAAAAGCGGAUAUGCGACUCGGAGGAGUGCGUCGGAGUCAAACAACCGCUCGCCCAUAUACUUUCCCGAAGUGGACGUGGACGUACGUAACACGCGCAGUCGCAUGGACGAACCUGAUUUCAGUCAUAUAAAGUCAACCGAAGACAUAAGCUCCGGUUACUCCAGCGCGGAGAACUCAGCUUCGCUAACACGCACGGCGUCCGUUGGCGCUUCGAGAUCGCGCGCACGCACUACGCGCACCACCGUCACCACCAUCAAGCGACCGCAAGCCGCUGAGGAUGAUCACGUUAUCAUCGAGGAGCCUCACGACGACGAUAGCUUUGAUUAUACAAACAUGCCCCCUCUCGUUAAUUUUACAUCCCCUCUCCUCUUAUCCAACACUGAUCCACCAUUUAUUUAUCAGUACGUAGGAGAUCAGAUUAAAAUUAUCAAAUUAUUAAGUAACAAUCCCUUGAGCAACGAAUUCAAUAGUAAAAAUGAUAAUUCAGAUAAACUGGACCAAAAUAAAGCCUCUGAGGAACUCUCGUCGAUAACAAACAUAUAUAUUAAUAAUUCUAAAUCUGACGAAACUUUAACUGAUGAAGACAUUAUAACUCACAUUCCUGAUAAAAUUCAGAGCGAAGGCAAGAAUGACAAUCAUGUCUAUGAAUCUAAGACAACUGAAAUCUCAAACCAAAUAGGUUCAAGCUUAGAAGAAAAUCACAAAUAUGAAAUCAUAGACAUAAACAACCAAAAAAGCAAGCAGUUCAUUGACAAGAGUGUUCCAGAAGAAUUAAAUCACGAAACUACUCUUGGGGAUUUUAAUACAGAAGCUAGCGGUACUUAUAAUAUUGUAAGCGAUAAUCUCAAAAGAAAAUCUAGUGAUAAUAAUGUAAUGGAAAAAUUAAUUGAUGCUACCUCAGAUUGUACACAUGAUAUGUCAGAGUCAAAUGACUACGAUUCUGCAGUAAGCGAUGAUGAAUUUUCUUUUGGAACUCCUGUGUCUACCCCUAAGAUUUGGCGAAAAGAAAUAAGGGGCAAGUAUGGUAAAGAUAAAGCUCCUCCACCACCGAAGGUAAUUGAAACCGUGAUUCAAGAACCAAAUAUAGGUAAAACACAAAUAAAUGAUCCUUCGCAUAAUUUAGCUAAUAAUAAUGAGGAUCGGAUACAAAAUGUUAGUAAAAAUGACACACAGAAAACUAAUAUCGAGACUGAUAACUUCCUUGGACAAGAAAAGUUCGUUAAUGUUGCUAACGAUACGCCCGAAAUUACUUUAGAACAAGAUAGUUUAAUACCACUGUCUGUAAAGGAAAUAUCACGGCAAUCGAAAUCUCCCGAGAGAAAUUUUAAAGGUUCUUCUACUUUUGGAAAACUACUACAACUACCAAGUAAAUUAGCUUUUUGGAAUAAGACUGACGAUAAAUCAAUAGCUGAAAAUCUGUUAGAUUCCAGUAGAAGAUCAUCACGAGAAAACAUUGCAGACAGUUUUCAAAGUUGUUCUAAUUUAAAUCUUUCAACUUCUACUAACGAAGGUCUAAGCCAAUCAACUGAAGUAUUCGAUACAGACACUAAAUUUAAUGGGGACAGUUUACCUAAUGAUAUUUUCUUGAAAAGUGACGCAUUGCAGAAUGUUAUUGAUGCAAAGUUAGAAGAGAUGCAUCCUGAAUUUAAAUUCGUUUCUUUACACGAUGAAAUACCUACAACAUCAAAAAGUACAGAUGUUUGAAUUAAAUUGAUCCUAAAUUCCCAUCUCCAUUUAUUUAGAGGUCCAGCAUCAAACAGCAAUGCUGUCGGCCUCUGCUACAAUACCUCGCGCAAAAAAAUCUAAUAAAAGGAAAACACAAUAA